Messenger RNA from Moneuplotes crassus, 815 nucleotides. The record is from the annotation of a GenBank genome assembly. NCBI's taxonomy places the organism in Eukaryota, Ciliophora, Spirotrichea, Euplotida, Euplotidae.
AUAAAAGCCAAUGGAAAAAGACUUUAGAAGAACCCAGGCAGAAUUGAUCCAAUUAGAUGCGAAGCUUUUACAAGAAACUCUUUCCCAGUACAGAGAGACAUGGUAUUUAUCUGGCUGUCUGAUUUUUACUCCCAAAUAUCAAGAAUUGAUUCGUUGAAAGAAGAUGGCCGGCUUAAGCCACAAAAGAGUCUUCUCUUACGCUACCUUUGAAAUUUAUCCCAAAAGUAUUAAAGCCAUUGAGAAGUUAAUGAAUGAGUCUUCAAAUAUUAAAUAUAGAACUUGUCAAAUAAGAGGAAACUGAAAGGCUUUAAACAGCCAAAAGAAGUUGUUUCCUGCUCUGAACAAAUUCUUAUUGAAAGUAGCCAAUCAAAUCAAUCUUUCAAGAUUGAGUAUUAAUCAGAAGCAGCUGAAAAGGGUUUUAUCAGCUGUCAGAGGUAUUUCAGAAGUUGAUUUUGAUGACUGAACAAUUGCACUUUCAAGCACUCCUGACUUUACCAAAUGCCUCCCAUCUACAAAGAUACAAGAACUCAGGUUUAUACAUUGAGGAUCAAUUGCUAAGAGAGGAUGGAAAGAGCACCCAGAACAGUUCGAGUAUCUUAUGGGCGGCCUCUCAACUUCUGGCCUCAAGAAUAGCUUACAAACAUUUACGAUAUUGAGGUCAUAUCUGACCAAAGAAUAUUUGAUGAGAGUCGUUAGCAAGUACGAAUUUGAUCUCGUAAAGUUUACUGGAGACAUUUAUAUUUCUCCUUCCGAUAACGACACCUGAGGAUUGUUCUCACAAGAUGAUGAUUACUAAUCCAGCUUUAUAAAGUUCA